Molecule: messenger RNA, 306 nt
Organism: Miscanthus lutarioriparius
Lineage: Eukaryota; Viridiplantae; Streptophyta; Magnoliopsida; Poales; Poaceae
Source: the annotation of a GenBank genome assembly
AUGCUGGUGACCUCGGCGUCCACACCGCGUCAGUUCUUCCGCCGCCCAUUCCCGCCGCCGUCCCUGGCCAAGCACAUCAAGGAGUCCCUCGCUCGCCGUUCGGCCGUCGCUCGCCGGCCUCCGCGUCGUAGGUGCCCAGGCCGCCCGUCGAGGUCCCGAUCCUUUUCGCACAUGGCAAGAGCCUUGGCCGUCGUUUGGCCGCUCGUGAAGGGAUGCAUCACCGGCAGCGUGCUCGGCAUCACCGUCGCCGACUGGGUCGCCACCGUCGUCACCAUGGACAGCGCCUCCAUGCACCCCCACCCUUGA